Molecule: messenger RNA, 4119 nt
Organism: Kazachstania africana CBS 2517
Lineage: Eukaryota; Fungi; Ascomycota; Saccharomycetes; Saccharomycetales; Saccharomycetaceae
Exons: 1
Coding region: 1-4119 (1372 amino acids)
Biological process (GO): transmembrane transport
Cellular component (GO): membrane
Molecular function (GO): ABC-type transporter activity; ATP hydrolysis activity; ATP binding
Source: RefSeq, a predicted model, not a curated record
AUGUCCAUUUCAAAAUAUUUCACACCGGUGUCAGAUGCAUCCGUUACGUUUGACGGGACAAAUGUGGACUUAAGUGCCAACCUUAGCGCCGACGAUGCCACUGAUGGAAUCCAAAUUUCUCAAUUAAACGAUGUCACUUUCAAAGCAGAUGGUGGUGAAGUCGUGUUAGUCUUAGGUAAGCCAACUUCCGCCUUAUUUAAGUCUUUAUUCCACAGUGACAAAAAUUUAAAUUACGAACCACAAGGUUCUGUAAGGUUCAAGACAAAUGAAAUUAAGGCUUACAAUGAAAAAUGUCCUCAUCAGAUUAUCUACAAUAACGAACAGGAUGUUCAUUUCCCAUUCUUAACAGUUAAACAAACUAUCGAUUUCGCAUUAAGUUGUAAAUUCGAUAUUCCAAAAGAAGAACGUGAUACAAUUAGAAAUGAUAUCUUAAAGAAUUUUGGUCUUUCUCACGUCUUAGAUACUAUUGUCGGUAACGAUUUCUUCCGUGGUGUUUCUGGUGGUGAACGUAAACGUAUCUCCAUUAUCGAAACUUUCAUCGCCAAUGGUUCUGUUUAUCUAUGGGAUAACUCUACAAAGGGUCUCGAUUCUUCCACUGCUUUAGAUUUCUUAAGUAUUUUACAAACAAUGGCAAAGACUACUAAGUCUGUGAAUUUUGUUAAGAUUUCUCAAGCUUCUGAUAAAAUUGUUGAAAAAUUCGAUAAAAUCCUGCUGUUAAGUGAUAGCUAUCAAAUUUUCUACGGUACCAUCGAUGAGUGUAUGACACAUUUCCGUGAAACUUUAGGGAUUGAGAAAAAUCCAAAUGAUUGUAUGAUUGAGUAUUUAACUUCCAUCUUAAACUUACAAUUCAAGAGUACUCAAAAUAUAUCCGAUACCAGUAUUUCUAGAUCUGCAAGCAAUCCAAAAGAUGAUUUCGAAGUUAAGCAAUAUCCAUCAUCAUUCAGAUCAGAAUCUUACUUAUACAAUCAAUGGAUCAAUUCCCCAAACUAUAAUUACUGGAAACAGGCUACUUCGGAUGCUAUAAACAAUUCAAAUGGAAACACACUAAAUCCAGAAGAUAUCACCCCAGUUUAUAACAUUCCAAUCACUAAACAACUCAAUCUUGUUAUCAGGAGAGCCUUUCAAAGAAGUUUAGGUGACAAAAUCUAUUUGUCUGCUCAAAUGAUCUCAAUUAUUAUCCAAUCUAUCGUUAUUGGUUCCCUUUUCUAUAAUACCCCACGUACCACUAUUGGUUCUUACUCAAGAGGUUCAUUGACUUUCUUUUCAUUGUUGUUCUUCACUUUCCUUUCUUUAGCUGAAAUGCCUUCCGCUUUCCAAAGACAACCAGUCAUUACAAAACAAGCAAAAUUACGUUUCUAUCACCUAUGGGUUGAAUCGUUGGCUACAACCAUCUUUGACUACAGUUACAAAUUCAUAUUGGUCGUGGUCUUCUCCAUUCUAUUGUAUUUCUUAGCUCAUUUACAAUAUAAUGCGGCCAGAUUCUUCAUCUUCUUACUUCUAUUAACUACCUAUAAUUUCUCUAUGGUGUCAUUAUUUUCUCUUAUCUCAUUAUUAACUCCAACCUUAGCUAUUGCUAAUUUAGUUGCUGGUAUUUUAUUGUUAGCAAUUGCAAUGUACGCUUCUUACGUUAUCUACUUGAGUGGUAUGCAUCCAUGGUUCAAAUGGAUUGCUUGGAUCAAUCCUUCCAUGUAUGCCAUGGAAGGUAUCUUAAGUAAUGAAUUAUUCAAUAUGAAAUUAAGUUGUGCUGAUUCUAUUGUUCCAAGAGGUGUGGGUUAUGAUAAUGUUUCUUUUACCAAGAGAGCAUGUGCAUGGCAAGGUGCUACCCUCGGUAAUGACUACGUCAGAGGCCAAGAUUAUUUGUCCACUGGUCUAUCAUACAGUUACAGUCAUGUCUGGAGAAAUUUCGGUGUCAUCAUAGCUUUCAUUGUUUUCUUCAUCUGUUGUUCGUUAGUUGCUGCCGAAUAUAUUAAGCCACGUUAUAAUGAUGCUUCUAAGAAGGACACAAUUUCCUCCUGGAUUCCAUUUGUCAAUAGUUCUAGAAAUGCUAACAAUGCUGUUGAUAUGGCUACUAGACCAAGAAGAUCUGAAUCAUUUUCAUCGAUAUCUAUCAUCAAUUCUACCAAGUCUGCUGACGGUACUUUAGAAGAAACUAGUGUUGAAGGUGUUGCUUCACAGAAACAUAUAAUUUCAUGGAAAAAUAUCAACUAUACCGUUGCCGGUAAUAAACAGUUGAUCAACGACGUCUCCGGUUAUAUUAGUUCUGGUCUAACUGCCUUAAUGGGUGAAUCUGGUGCAGGUAAAACGACAUUGUUGAAUGUUUUAUCUCAACGUACUGAAAGUGGUGUCGUAACUGGUGAACUUUUAAUUGAUGGACAGCCUCUAACCAACAUAAACGCUUUUAGAAGAAGUAUUGGUUUUGUUCAACAACAAGAUAUUCAUUUGGAACUGUUGACCGUUAAGGAAUCUCUUGAAAUCUCUUGUAUUUUAAGAGGUGAUGGUGACAAAGACUAUAUUUUAACUGUUUCUAAGUUAUUAAAACUUCCUUUAGACAAAAUCGUUGCCGAUUUAACACCCACCCAAAAGAAACUGUUAUCCAUUGGUGUGGAAUUAGUUACUAAGCCUUCUUUACUUUUAUUUUUGGAUGAACCUACCUCUGGUCUAGAUUCUGAAGCUGCGUUAACCAUUGUUCAAUUUUUGAAGAAACUUUCUGAACAAGGACAAGCUAUUUUCUGUACUAUCCAUCAACCUAGUAAGAGUGUUAUCAGUUACUUUGAUAAUAUUUUCCUACUGAAGAGAGGUGGUGAAACUGUUUAUUUUGGCCCAACUUCUGAUGCAUGUGAUUACUUCAUGAAAUACAAUCCUUCCCUUACCUUUAAUCCUGAAGCUGAAAAUCCUGCUGAUUUUAUUAUCGACGUUGUCGGUAGUAACAAUACUGGAACUGAUAGCGAUGAGAUUGCUGAGGCUAAGCCAACUGUAGAGACGAAAUGGGCUGAAGUAUGGAGCAGAUCUCAAGAAAGAGCCUCUAUUGAGAACGAUUUACUUGACUUGGAAAAUGAAGCCCGUGGCGCUGGUAUUGAUUUCUCUCAGCGUGCUUGGACACCACCAAGCUACAUGGGACAACUCCGUUUGAUUUUAAGAAGACAAUAUAUUGUUACUAAGAGAGAUAAAUCUUAUGUUGGAGCUAAAUACGCGUUGAAUGGUGGUGCAGGUCUCUUUAUCGGUUUCUCUUUCUGGAGAAUCAAAGAAUCUAUUAUUGGCCUUCAAUAUUCUCUUUUCUUCUGUUUCAUGGCACUUUGUGUGUCAUCUCCAUUGAUUAAUCAAGUUCAAGAUAAAGCCUUAAAAAGUAAAGAAGUUUUUAUUGCUAGAGAAUCUAGAUCGAACACUUACCACUGGUCCGUAUUAUUGCUGGCUCAACUUCUUAUUGAGUUACCCUUAGCUAUUACAAGUUCUACCUUAUUCUUCCUGUGUGCCUAUUUCUGUUGUAACUUCGAUAACUCCCCUCAUAUUGCUGGUGUUUUCUACUUAAACUACAUUGUAUUCGCUGCCUACUAUUGUACAUUCGGUCUAUGGUUGAUAUAUGCUUCUCCAAACUUACAAACAGCUGCCGUUUUAGUUGCCUUCUUUUACAGUUUUACGGCCUCCUUCUGUGGGGUUAUGCAACCAAAAGCCUCAAUGGGCUGGUGGAUCUGGAUGUAUUGGGUUUCACCAUAUACCUACUUCAUUGAAACUUUUGUUUCUCUAGUGUUACAUGAGAGACCAGUUGUUUGUGGUGUAUCUGAUCUAGUUCCUGGUACACCACCAACCGGAGAAACCUGUGGUGAUUACUUAGCUAAUUAUGUUGCUGAACACGGUGGUUACGUGUACAGACCAACUGCCACAAAUGUGUGUGCAUACUGUACUUAUAAGGAUGGUGAUGAAUUCUUGAAGGUUGAAAGCAUGUCUUAUGAUCACAUCUGGAGAAACUUCGGUAUUCAAGUUGCGUAUGUAGGCUUCAACAUCUUCGCUAUGUUUGGUGGUUACUAUUUGACUUAUGUACGUAACUUCUGGCCAGGUGUCUUCAAAGUCAUUAGCAUGUUGAUCCCAUUCAAAUCACAAAUUAGAAAGGCUAUUAAGAAAUAG